Molecule: messenger RNA, 3101 nt
Organism: Calypte anna (Anna's hummingbird)
Lineage: Eukaryota; Metazoa; Chordata; Aves; Apodiformes; Trochilidae
Gene: RGS14
Product: regulator of G protein signaling 14
Exons: 15
Coding region: 89-1987 (632 amino acids)
Biological process (GO): regulation of G protein-coupled receptor signaling pathway; signal transduction
Molecular function (GO): G-protein alpha-subunit binding; microtubule binding; GTPase activator activity
Source: RefSeq, a predicted model, not a curated record
AGCCGAAGCCCCCCGGGGCGGUGCCGGUGUUGGCGGCGGCGCGGGGCGGGAGGGCGGCCCCGCUCCCCCCGCUGCGGUCCCGGUUCCCAUGGCGACACUUCCUGUGGCAGCCGAAAGCGGUAGUGCCGGGGAGCGCCGGGCCGGGCCGGGCCAGGGGAUCCGCGCUGCCGACCGGGGAUGCUGCGGGGCCGCGGGCCGCGCCGGUAGCGCGCUGGGCCGGGCGGUGCCAGGCAUGCAGGGCAAGGCUAAGCUGCUGCUGGUCCACAACGGCCGCAUGGGCCCAGCUGUGUCGGAUGGAGAGUUAAACGCCUCCAGGGCCCGUGGCAGCAACCACAGUGUGAGCAGCCUGCCAGGACCACCAACCACCUGUGGGUCCACACAGGGGUCUGUGGUCAGCUGGGCCGAAUCCUUUGAGACACUGCUGCAGGACCGUGUGGCUGUCACCUACUUCACUGAGUUCCUCAAGAAGGAGUUCAGUGCUGAAAAUGUUUACUUCUGGCAGGCAUGUGAGCACUUCCAGCAGAUCCCAGCCAGUGACACGCAGCAGCUGGCCCAGGAGGCACGACGGAUCUAUGAUGAGUUCCUCUCCAGCCACUCAGUCAAUCCCGUGAACAUCGACAAGCAGGCCUGGAUUGGGGAGGACAUGCUGGCCACUCCAUCCCCAGACAUGUUUCGCAUCCAGCAGCUCCAGAUCUUUAAUCUGAUGAAGUUUGACAGCUACACACGCUUUGUGAAAUCCCCUCUCUACCAGGCCUGCCUACGGGCAGAGAGUCAGGGGCAGCCCCUGCCCGACCUGAGUCCGCACUCCCGCAGCAGCAGUCCUCCACCUGACCUCAGCAAGAAGUCAAAGCUGAAGCUGGGCAAGUCCCUGCCACUAGGUGUGGAGAUGGCAGGCAGUGGUGCCAACCGCAGCCCCCGCCGGUCCUUCAGGAAGGGAGAGCGGUGGGAGCCCUCCUGGGCAGAGGGGCGAGAAGGCGGUGGGAGUGCCAUGACGUGGCGGGAAUCCCAGGGCUCUCUCAACUCCUCGGCCAGCCUAGACCUGGGCUUCCUGUCCUCAACCAGCACAGCCACCAGUCCCUGGACAGAGGGCCAUCGGAAGAGUCUGGGGGGCAGCGAGGCAGAGCUGUCAGCCAAGCCCAUGAAGUACUGCUGCGUGUACCUGCCUGAUGGCACGGCCUCGCUGGCCUCUGUCCGGCCUGGCCACUCCAUCCGUGACAUGCUGGCAGGGAUAUGUGAGAAGCGUGGCUUCAGCCUCCCUGACAUCAAAGUCUACCUGGUGGGGAAUGAACAGAAAGCACUGGUGCUGGACCAGGAGUGCUCCGUGUUGGCAGACCAGGAGGUGAAGCUGGAGAACAGGAUAAGUUUUGAGCUGGAAAUCUCCUCCCUCAGUAAGACCAUCCGCAUCACAGCCAAGUCAACCAAGCGCAUUCGAGAAGCACUGCAGCCCGUGCUGGAGAAGUAUGGCAUGAGCAUGGAGCUGGCAUUGCUGCGAAGGCAAGGUGAGCCAGCUGCCCUGGACCUGGAAAAGCUGGUCAGCACAGUGGCUGCUCAGAAGCUUAUCCUGGAAACGCCAGCAGGAAUGCGAGUGAUGGAGAGUGCUGAGGCUGCAGCUGCACCCUCUCUGUUCUGGACCCAGGAGGGAAGCCCAACAGGAGCAGAGUCUGACAUGCUGUGUGAGAUGCCCUCCUCCUUCUCCCGGCCUCGCUCUUCAGCUGCCACCAACCUGAACCGCCGCACAUACGACCUGGAAGGGCUGGUGGAGCUGCUGAACCGUGCCCAGAGCUGCCGGGCCAACGACCAGCGUGGGCUGCUCUCCAAGGAGGACCUGGUCCUGCCUGACUUCCUCCAGCUCCCUGGGCAGGACAACAGUGCCUGCGAGGGGUCGGAUAAACCCUGCACUCCUCACCCAGGCCCCGAGGGAAAUGACCACUCUCAGCCCCUAGAGCCUGUGCCAUCUCAGCCUCCAUUCAACCACGAGCUCCGAUGAAUCCCGCUGCACGUCCGCACCCGGCGCGUGGUUCUCCCGGGCCAUGCCGGGGUUCAACAUCGGGCCCAAAUGGCCCCUGCCCCGCACCAACCGACACUGCCUGGACUGCAGAUUCGUUCACGUCCUGUCCCAAACUGUUGCGUCGUGUCGCUGUGAGUGGUUGAGCAGUUGCCAUGCCCCUUGGUGGGGUCACAUCCUGGUGCACAUCAAAGGAGUCCUGUACAUAUUUCGAUCCCGUUGCAAAGCACUUUGCAACAUCCCACCCAUCCCUGGCACUGUACUGCCCAGUGCCUCUGCAAAUUCUGCCUGUGAUGCCUGGCACAGCCCCGCAGUCUUAUGGGGUGGGUAAAGCACCCUUCCAACUGAAUGGAGUGGUGGGAUAGAGAGUAUCUGUGGGGUGGCAAGGAAGGCUCCAGCCCCCAAGCCCCAUGCUGCAGGCAGGCAGGGUCAGGAGAAUGUGUGUCCAGAGCUGAGGGCUGGAUCAGGUCCCUGACCCAGCAGGAACAGGGCUUGCCCUGUUGUUGGUAUGUGGGUCUUCCCUCCCUGGGGAGGUUGAGCAUGGCCCCACCAGCCUGGUUGUUGCUGUCUGCAUUGUGUGAGCAUGGCUGGGCCUGAUCCUGCCAUUACAGCACUGCCAUGGUGGAGCAGGACACCUGCUUCCUGCCCCAGUCGGGGCUGCAAGUGCCUGGUCCUCAAGGACUGAGGUGCUGAGUGUCUCAGCCUGGUGUUCCCCGCCUGGCAUCCCUCACCAGCAGCUGUGCUGGGCUGUAACCCUGAGCCUGGCUCUGCCAGACCUGGCUGUGCCCUGGGGGUGCCCAAUACCCCCUGUCCCAAAAGGUCCUAGACCUGCUCUGCAAUGGAGGCAGCCCCUGACAGGAGCCAGAUCUCUCAAUCAUCCACGUGUCCCAGGGUCCUUCCUGGCUGUGCCCUGGGUCACUACUUCAUCACCCCUGCCUGGCUAGAGGCAGAGGGGUGGCCCAUGGCAGGGAGUUGUGGCCACCAAGCCCCAUGCUGCUGUGGCCCCAUGGCCCUGGUCAGAACUCCCCUGUGUUUCUGUGGUGCUGCCCAGUCCCGUCUGUGGUGUGAAACUGGGGGAAAUAAAGAGCAUUGCCUG